This is a messenger RNA of Indicator indicator, 1648 nucleotides long. RefSeq names its product SAP30 binding protein (gene SAP30BP). The coding region runs from base 1 to 936 and encodes 311 amino acids. Gene Ontology annotation, cellular component: nucleus. The record is from RefSeq and is a predicted model, not a curated record. Gene Ontology annotation, biological process: regulation of DNA-templated transcription. The transcript has 11 exons. Lineage: Eukaryota; Metazoa; Chordata; Aves; Piciformes; Indicatoridae.
AUGGCGGCGGCAAAGCGCAGCGUCCUCUCUUCGUUGGCCGUUUACGCUGAGGAUUCGGACCCGGAGUCGGACAGCGAGGCUGGGACGGCGGGAAGCGAUGGGGGAACGACUACGGGAGAGAAAGGAGGACUGGUCUCCGUUGGGUACGGAGAGGACGACUUCACCCGCGUGGAUGGGGACGAAGACGGGUAUGAAGAGGAGGAUGAUGAGAACAGCAGGCAGUCAGAAGAUGACGAUUCAGAGACUGAAAAACCUGAGGCUGGUGACCUAAAGGAAUUCUCAGAAUUGGAGAAAAGAGAUCCUCAGGAGCUGGUUGCUUCUUUUUCAGAGAGAGUUCGAAACAUGUCUCCAGAUGAGAUCAAAAUCCCUCCUGAGCCUCCUGGUAGAUGUUCUAACCACUUGCAGGAUAAAAUUCAAAAGCUGUACGAGAGGAAGAUUAAAGAGGGCAUGGAUAUGAACUACAUCAUUCAGAGGAAAAAGGAGUUCCGCAACCCCAGCAUUUAUGAAAAGCUGAUCCAGUUUUGUUCAAUUGAUGAACUUGGCACAAAUUAUCCAAAGGACAUGUUUGAUCCUCAUGGCUGGUCAGAGGAUUCAUAUUAUGAGGCACUAGCCAAAGCCCAGAAGAUUGAAAUGGACAAGUUGGAGAAGGCCAAGAAGGAGCGCACAAAGAUUGAAUUUGUGACUGGCACUAAAAAGGGCACAACAACAAGUGCCUCUUCUACAACCACCACCACAUCCAGUACCACAGUGGGAGAUGCCCAGAAGAGGAAGAGCAAGUGGGACUCUGCCAUCCCCGUAACGACGAUAGCUCAACCCACCAUCCUCACCACUACUGCCACGCUGCCAGGCGUUGUCACAGUGACCACCAGUGCAAGUGGAUCCAAAACCACUGUCAUAUCAGCUGUUGGCACCAUUGUUAAGAAGGCAAAGCAGUGACUGCUGUGCUGGGCCUGGAGUUUUGGACUUGCUGGUGAUGGAAGCCAUUGUUCUCAGAAGGGAGGGGUAGCUUUCACCUUUGGUAAAAGAUGACGUGACGCUUUGAAACAGAUCACAGUUCCCUUUUGGGAAGAGUGGGCCAGGAGCAGGCAUGCCAGCUGUGUGCCCACAGCAAUGGACCUCUGCUGAAAAGGCCUCUGCUUUUUGCUGUGGGAAGAACCCACUCUUGUGUGUGUGGUGCUGGAGGGAGGUGUGGGAUCUGGAGUCGGCUUCUCAAAGUUAGCUUCUUAAAUUACUGCAGUAGGGUCUUACUGUACCUGCAAGCCUGGUUUGGGGAGGGAGUGAAAAGGCAAGCAGGGCAGGAAUAUCAGUAUUAGCCUUGUGCAUUGCAGGGCUGCUAGCAGCUGUGAUAUGUGCCUCCCUCACUUGCUAACUCAGUUUUGAGGGAAUUAAAGCAGAGACAGUUGGUCAGUGUCCACCUUCAGAUACGUAGCAGAGACUUGAAGCAAUCUACAUCUGUAAGUGUAGACUCUGUGUUACAGUGCUGACAUCUGUACCCCUGUGUGUAUCUGAGUAGCUCUUAGUGACCACGUGUUAACCAGCUGGCCUCUUGAGGGAACUGCUGAAACAGGCUUGGCAGCAUCUUGCAGGGAUGGAGAUUUCUGUGCAGAACCCACCAGCUGCAGAGGUUUGAUUUGUGAACUCAUUUGCA